Molecule: messenger RNA, 2379 nt
Organism: Paralichthys olivaceus (Japanese flounder)
Lineage: Eukaryota; Metazoa; Chordata; Actinopteri; Pleuronectiformes; Paralichthyidae
Product: protocadherin alpha-8-like
Biological process (GO): homophilic cell-cell adhesion
Cellular component (GO): plasma membrane
Molecular function (GO): calcium ion binding
Source: RefSeq, a predicted model, not a curated record
AUGGAAGCUAAAGCACAGGCUCGAACAAGGAAAUCCACCGGCUUCUCUUUUUAUUUGGCUCUACUGUUGUUUGUCGGAAAACGAGCUUUGGCAGAAAUAAGGUACUCGAUUCCGGAGGAGGUAAAAGACGGAACUGUCGUCGGAAAUGCUGCGAAGGAUCUUGGCCUUGACAUUAAUUCUCUGUUUGAAAGACGGUUCCGUGUUGUUUCUGAAUCUAAGGAGAUGUUUUUUGAUGUAAACCAGGAUAAUGGGGCUCUGUAUGUUCAUAAGAAAAUCGACAGAGAGGAGCUCUGUCAGGGCAGCGGUGCUUGUUUAAUAGAGCUAAAGAUCCUCGUUGAAAACCCUUUGGAAAUGCAUUAUGUAGUUGUAGAAAUAACUGAUGUGAAUGAUCACGCUCCCAGUUUUCCUGAAAAACACCAGAUAUUUGAAAUAGGUGAACAAACCUUGCCAGGAAAGCGGUUUCAGUUGCACCCGGCUCGUGACCCGGAUGAUGGAAUUAAUUCGAUUCGCACAUACACUUUAUCGUCAAAUGAUCACUUCACGAUAGAUAUUCGUCAAAGCGACGAGGAUAAAAUACCAUUUUUAGUGCUGAAAAAGUCACUGGACAGAGAACAAGCGAGCAAACACCUGCUUUUUGUUACAGCUACUGACGGAGGUAAACCUCCGAGAUCAGGUGCACUAAACGUUUCCAUUAUUGUUCUUGAUAGUAACGACAAUCGCCCUGUAUUUAGUCAAGAGAUUUACCAAAUUGAAAUACAAGAAAAUGUUCCAGUCGGUACGUCAGUAAUAAAAAUAAAUGCGACGGACCCAGAUGAAGGUACUAACGGAGAAAUUGAAUACAACCUUGGAAAAACUCUGAAGAAAAAAGUCUAUGACAUCUUUGAAUUGGACAAAUUAACUGGAGAGAUCAGAGUAAAGGGAGAAGUGGACUAUGACGAAAACGACGUCUAUAAACUUGACAUUGAGGCAUCCGAUAAAGGAACACCUCCACUGACAGGUGAGUGUAGAGUCAUUAUUAAAAUUAAAGACGUCAACGAUAAUCCACCGGAAAUAGAAGUGACGUCACUGUCAGAUACCGUGUCAGAAGACUCGAAACCUGGAACUGUUAUUUCACUUCUUAGUGUGCGGGACAAAGACUCAAAUGUAAAUGGAAAAAUUGUUUCAAGCAUAACCUCUGACGUUCCGUUUCAGUUACAGCCGUCGUACAAAGAGAACACUUAUUCAGUUAUUACUAAGGAUUUAUUAGAUCGAGAGCAGGUGUCACAUUAUGAAAUAACAAUAAAAGCCACUGAUUGUGGCGACCCUCCCCUCUCCACCUUUAAAACGCUCAACAUUCAAAUAUCAGAUGUAAAUGACAACAGUCCACAAUUCUCCGAAAACCCAUUACAGUUUUAUCUGUCAGAAAAUAAUGUUGCUGGAAAAUUGAUUUUCUCUGUGAGUGCAACGGACAAUGAUUUAAAUGACAAUGCAGCUAUUUCAUAUCAUAUUGUCAGAGAAGGAAGUAAAAAUGAUAUAAUGUCUUUCCUGAAUGUAAAUCCUGAUAAUGGACACAUCACCGCACUAAAAAGUUUCGACUUUGAAACUGUGAAAACUUUCCAGUUCCACGUUGUCGCGUCAGAUUCUGGAACUCCGUCACUGAGCAGCAACGUCACAGUGAACGUGUUCAUUCUGGAUCAGAACGACAACGCUCCAGUCAUCCUGUAUCCAGUCAGCUCCAACGGUUCWGCUGAAGGUGUGGAGGAGAUUCCCCGCAAUGUGAACGCAGGACACUUGGUGACUAAAGUCMGAGCCUAUGACGCUGAUAUAGGAUAUAACGGCUGGUUACUGUUUUCACUGCAGGAAGUUACUGACCACAGUCUCUUUGGUUUGGACCGCUAUACAGGACAGAUCAGAACACUUCGCUCAUUCACAGAGACAGACGAGGCUGAGCACAAACUGCUCAUACUGGUCAAAGACAAUGGGAACGUGUCACUCUCAGCAACAGCUACUGUCAUUGUCAAAGUUGUGGAGCCCAAAGAAGCUUUUGCAGCUUCUGAUGUGAAAAGUUCAACAAAAGCAGAUGAGGACAAUAAUGUGACUUUUUACCUGAUGAUAACCUUGGGCUCAGUUUCAGCUCUUUUUUUCAUCAGUGUCAUCGUGCUGAUUUCAAUGCAGUGCUCAAAGUCCACAGACUUCACUUCUAAAUAUCUACAAGAGCCCAAUUAUGAUGGGACACUGUGUCACAGCAUCCAGUACAGAUCUGGAGACAAACGCUACAUGUUAGUUGGACCCAGGAUGAGUAUAGGAUCUACUAUAGUCCCAGGAAGCCAUGCCAAUACUCUGGUGCUGCCUGACAGGAGGGGGACAUCUGGAGAGGUAAGACCACGUAUCUCAAUUUAA